AUGAUUACUAUCUUCUCAUCCUUCCUCAUAACAACAUGCAUUUGCACCCUCACAAUAAGACCCUCCUCCGCCAAAGACCCCGACAACCUCUUCGACUUCUGCCCAGCCGACACCAAAACCCGCAACAUAUUCAUCAACGGUUACCCGUGCAAGAGCCCGUCCGAGAGAGGCCCGUCCGACUUCAAGUCCACGGCCCUUUCCGUGCACGGUGACACGGACAAUCUCUUCCGCUCCUCCGUGACUAUGUUGACCGCGGGCCUAUUCCCGGGCCUCAACACUCUCGGGCUCUCGGGGGCUCGAAUAGACCUCGACGUGGAUGGGGUUGUGGCCCCGCACUCUCACCCGAGGGCUUCCGAGAUUAUCUUUAUUCGGGCCGGGCUUGUGGUGGCCGGGUUCGUGGACUCGGGGGCCCGGGUUUUUCAGAAGGAGUUGGGGAAAGGGGAUGUUUUCUUGUUCCCCAAGGGACUGUUGCACUAUUGCUUUAAUGCCGGGUUUGAGGAGGCGACGGUUUUUUCGGUUUUGAAUAGCCAGAAUCCUGGGGUGGUCGGGAUUUCGAGCAGUUUGUUAAUGGUGGAGAAAUUGAAGGGCGUGACAGUGAGGGAUUUGGAUGGGGUUAGUGCUGUGGAGUUGUUUGGUGAGUAG
This is a messenger RNA of Striga asiatica, 642 nucleotides long. NCBI's taxonomy places the organism in Eukaryota, Viridiplantae, Streptophyta, Magnoliopsida, Lamiales, Orobanchaceae. The record is from the annotation of a GenBank genome assembly.